AUGCUAGUUAGGAAUUUGUUGUUUACACUGGCUGCUAUUUUAUGUAAUGUGUCUGCAAGCGCCGACUUGAGGGAAUCUGUUGCUGUUGGAAUUGAUCUGGGAACAACCUAUAGCUGUAUAUCUGUAUAUAGUCCAUCUCUGAAAGACACAAAAUUUGUCCUCUCUGCCAGUGGAGAGGAGACAUACCCGUCUGUUGUGUACUUCAAGAAGCUGGAAGAGGGAGAUGGAAAGAAAUCGAAAUAUGAAGCCAUAUCUGGGUGGCCAGGAUUACAAAUGUAUAAUGCUGAGGGGAAUGCAAAUUCCUACUUCUAUGCUUUCAAGAGAGGGAUGGGAAUUGAAGAUCUUGCAAAUAUCGACAAAAAGGUUGAAGAUAUCAAGCGAAAUGCAUCUGUGCCUAUAUUUGUAGAGAAUGUUGGAGGAAAGAGAAGAGUGGCAUACAAGAUCCAAGAGAAUGGGCAAGAAGGCUAUGAGUCUGUAACACCUGAGGAGCUCUCGAGCCAUGUUCUGCGCAUGCUGAAGGAUCAAAUUCUAAAGGAAUAUAAGAUUCAGGGAAUAACAAUCACGGUUCCUGCUUACUUUGAUCUGAACCAGGUUGCAGCAACUGUAAAGGCAGCAGAGAUGGCAGGGCUUCCGACACCCAUGAUUUGGAAGGAGCCGUCUGCAGCAGCAUUUGCUCAUACAUACGACCUUAUUAGGAAAGGAAUUACAACUAAAGAAGAGGUUGAUGACAUGAACAUCUGCGUAUUCGAUCUCGGUGGUGGUACAUUUGACGUUUCUAUUGUGGAGUCAUCUGGAGGAUUCAUGAUGGUCCCAAGUUACGGGGGAAACAACUUCCUUGGUGGUGAGAAUGUCAACGACAACCUCACAAAGCACUUUGCCAACUAUAUUAAGAGCAGUACAGGGUUUGAUGUGAUGGAAAACCAAAAUGUCAAGCUCAGGCUAAGAAAUCUCGUCGAAGAAAUGAAAAGAGAUAUUUGUGACGAAGUUCGCAAUUCACCAGGGAGGAAAGCAAACCCUUCGAUCAGUAAGAGCUUUAUUUAUGACGGAGAAAAGUCCAUAACUUUGGAGCUCACAAAUGAGAAAUUCAAUGAACUAAACAAAGACUUCUAUUCUAAGAUCAGAAGUACCAUGGAUUUGCUACUAUCCGGAGACGGAAAAGAGAAUAAGGGAUACGACAAGAGUCUCAUCAACCGAGUAUUGCUUGUUGGUGGGUCUACAAGAAUUCCCAAGGUAAUUGACAUUGUCGAAGAGAUUUUUGGAGCAGACAAGAUACACUAUGAAGGUGUUAAUGCUGACACAAUAGUUGCUAGGGGUGCAGCCUUGUACACUGCCAACGAGCUUAGCAUGCUAAGCGAGUCUGAGCAAAUUGUGACUGCCGAUAGUGUUCCCCUCUCAUUAGGAAUUUGUACAGAAGAGGAUCAUUUCGAGGCUAUUAUUUCAAAGGGGGCUCUUCUUCCGGCAACAGGAACAAAAGAAUUCACCACUGCACAGGACAAUCAGGUGAAGGUCAGGAUUCGUGUUGCUCAGGGUGGAUUGGAAAGCUUUAAGGAUAACAUUUAUAUUGGAGAUAUUGAAUUGGAUCUUCCUGGAAAUCAGCCUCGUGGUGUUCCAAGAAUUGCUGUCACAUUAGAAAUCGACACCCACGGAAAGAUCUAUGUGAAGGCUGUGGAUUUGCAAAAUGAUAAAACAGCAGAUGCAUAUUUCAGUUCAGUCGUUGCUAACAUGACCUCUGAGGAGAUUGAGAGAUUUGAAGAAAGGGUCCAUAGUGAAGAAAACCAAGAACUUGUGAAGAAAAGAGAAGUGGUCAGGAAGCUUGAACAUGCUCUAUCACAGGCCGAAAAUCCAAAAUUCACUGAAGUAAUUCCUGACAAUAUCAAGAAGGAUGCUCUCGAAUAUGUCCAGAAGACAAGGCUCUGGCUUGAAAAGCACAAAGAAAUAGCACCUCGAAUUCAUAUUGAAGAAAAGCUUCAGGAGUUUGAUAAUGGAAUUAAGGAAUUCCUUAGCUCUGCAAAGUCCGGUGAAGAGAAGGAGGUAGGAAGAGAAGAGCUCUAA
This is a messenger RNA of Encephalitozoon hellem ATCC 50504, 2052 nucleotides long. RefSeq names its product hsp70-like protein. Bases 1 to 2052 code for a protein of 683 amino acids. Gene Ontology annotation, biological process: cellular response to unfolded protein; protein refolding. Gene Ontology annotation, molecular function: ATP-dependent protein folding chaperone; heat shock protein binding; ATP binding. Gene Ontology annotation, cellular component: cytoplasm. Lineage: Eukaryota; Fungi; Microsporidia; Unikaryonidae. The record is from RefSeq and is a predicted model, not a curated record. The transcript has a single exon.